Messenger RNA from Xenia sp. Carnegie-2017, 1626 nucleotides. RefSeq names its product E3 ubiquitin-protein ligase MARCHF1-like. Gene Ontology annotation, cellular component: lysosome; cytoplasm; late endosome membrane. The record is from RefSeq and is a predicted model, not a curated record. Gene Ontology annotation, biological process: antigen processing and presentation of peptide antigen via MHC class II; protein polyubiquitination; immune response. NCBI's taxonomy places the organism in Eukaryota, Metazoa, Cnidaria, Anthozoa, Malacalcyonacea, Xeniidae. Gene Ontology annotation, molecular function: ubiquitin protein ligase activity; zinc ion binding; MHC protein binding.
CUUUGUGUCACCUCCAAGGCACAAGAGACAAUUUGCUAUUAAUGGUGGACGGCAUCGUUUUUAAAUAUCUGUAUAUUUGACCGCUGAAAAUAUGUUUUAUGUUGCGGAAUAUCUGUUUCAGUUUUACUUGUCAUUUUAUCUUGACUAGUUGCUAGUUACACCGAAGGGUUUAGCACAUCGCAGCCUGAACGGAAACUGAAACUGAGCGAGCUUUGAAGAAAUACAUAAACAAUUUUUUUUGCGUACACUUAAUACAUAUUUCGACCUCCUGAAGAAAAUGCCUGUCCGCUCUGUUCACGUUGAAUCUGCCGAUGAGAAAGAUAUUGUUGAACAGGCAAGUGAAGAAGAGGAGUUCUUACCUGCAAGAAACAAUGACGAGAAACCACCAGAAGAAUUAACUGUACCUUCAGAUUCAGCUAGUACUGCCAGUGAAAGUGAUAGAAUGCAUGUCACCAGUUUUCAUGAAUCAAAUAGCUGUCUAACAGACAUUAAGCGAAGUGUUUCUUGUAUAUCGAGCGUAUCAUCCAAUGGAGCGUUUUGUAGAAUUUGUCAUUGUGAACGAACAGAAAGUAAUGAUAGUACAUUGAUCAGACCUUGUCUGUGUUCUGGUACACUGAUGUUUGUGCACCAGAGUUCUCAAAAGUGGAUUAAAAGUUCUGAUAUCAAAAAGUGUGAAUUAUGUCAGUAUCGGUUUGUCAUGGAGGCUAAAGUUAAACCAUUCCGAAAGUGGCAGUCAUUGAAAAUGACUCACAGCGAACGAAGAAAGAUUCUUUGCUCUGUGUCAUUUCAUGUUAUUGCUAUCACGUGCGUUGUUUGGUCUCUGUGGGUUUUAAUUGAUCGCACUGCUCAAGAAAUUCGAAAAGGACAUCUUGGUUGGCCAUUUUGGACUAAGUUGGUUGUAGUUGCCAUAGGCUUUACUGGUGGACUUGUUUUUAUGUACGUUCAAUGUAAAGUUUACGUACAGUUAUGGAAACGACUACGAGCUUUCAACCGUAUUAUACUUGUGAAGAAUGUCACCGAAGAAGAAGACGUAAAGGAGUAUGUAUAAUAACGAUUGCACAUAAAAUCAAGAACUGCACAAUGGUUGUAUAACAUUAUCAUAAAUAAAAUGCAAAUAAAGUUAACACCAAUACAGUUAACGUGAUAAGUUAAGUUUAAACGUUAAGUCAUAAAGUGCUUUGCUGUUUUAGUUUAUAUAAUAACGUAGUUUUCUUGAAUCGAUCAUUUGUUUGGCCACGAAAUAUAAAACAUGCAUGGUUACCUACAUAUCAAGUAUAAAAACUUUGCAACUAUGUUCAGUUUGGCUUUUGUGUUAUGGAAAAUUUAUAGAAGAAAAGGUCUUUUGAUAAACAUUGUGGUGUCUAUAACUAGCAGCUCAUAAUCUUAAUUACUUGUUUAAAAGCAACACAUAAUUCUUUGGUGGAUUUUUUUGCAUUAAACUGUUAUUAUUAUUUACUUUGUAAAGUUGUGAUGAACCAUUGAAAUAUAUAACUUUUGAGUAAAAUAAGUUCAACUAGAUUUGAUUUUCAUCAAAUUAUGAGAGUUUUUUGUGUUGUACUAUCCUUGUAUUAAAUUUCCUGCCCUCUACAAUCUGUUUUUAAAUUGUAUAAAAGAGCAUUGAUAAGA